Messenger RNA from Caenorhabditis angaria, 1979 nucleotides. The record is from the annotation of a GenBank genome assembly. NCBI's taxonomy places the organism in Eukaryota, Metazoa, Nematoda, Chromadorea, Rhabditida, Rhabditidae.
AUGGCUGGUUCCUUGAGAAGCAUUGAAUUGACGUGAGUUAAACUAGUUUUUUUAAAGAAGAAUGAUAAAAUAAUUCUCAAUUAAUUCAGGAAUGACGUGUUCAUCAAGCAAGUUGCGAUUCUUCAACAAAAACUGCAAGAAUUAUCGAUUUUUUCGAAACUUUGCAAUUCAAGCAAAGCGCAUUAUCAAAAACUCAAAGGAGACACUUCGCAAAAAUCGUCUAGAUAUCGAAUAGAAAUCGAAAACGUUGCCAAGGAAAUCAAGGAUCUUAUCGAUUCCUCAACUUCAGAAAUCAAAAUAUUGAUUGAGAAAUUGGAAGAAUACGAAAAACACGAUUUAGAAGAAGUGGAAACUUUGAAUCUUCAAAAACUAUUCGAUUUUCCAUACGAUGAGAAGAUUGCGAAAAUGACCAAGGAAAACGAGGAAUAUGAGAAGAGUUUGGAGGCUGAAAGUGAGAAGGAAAAGCUGCUUGAGGAGGAAAUCGAUGUGUUGAAUAGGGAUUACGAUGUGAAAUCGAGAGAAGUUCAAAAAGCGCGGGAAGAGCUUCGGGAGCUUGAUGAAUUGGUGAUUGCGAAGAGGGAGGAGAUUCAGAAGAGGAAUGUGGAUAGUCAAUUGGCAAAUGAGGAAAAAGUGGGGAAUUUGAGGAAAUAUGUGGAGGAAUUGGAGAGGGAUAAUAUUGCGCAGCAGGCGGAAAUCGAGAAUUCUUUGAAAGAACAAGCAGAGCUGGAUAGUCAAAUCGUAGAACUUGGAAAACAAGAAUCAGAGAAGAUCAAGACACUUGAAGAGAUCAAUAAAUUGCUUGCGGAAGUCGAGAAAAUCGAGGAUUUUUCAGAGGAAGAUCGCGAAUUAUUCAAGGAUAAUCUCGAAUUAUUUGAGGAAUUUUUGAAUGUUGAGCAAGAAAUUGAGAAAGAUCCGGAGAUUGUGCAAUUGAGAAAGGAGAUUGAAGCUUUGAAGGGUGAGUUUCAGUUAAAACCAGUUCUAAUUUAAGUUUUAAUCCUUUUUUUCUUUUCAGAAAGCCGCGUUGAACUUGAGAAAGAAGUUUCCGAGAGUCUCGAAGUCAAAACUCGUCAUGACAAUGUUUUGGCAGAAUUUGAUUUGUUGAAUGAAGAAGUGGAAGCUUUGAAUUUGAAACUCGAGGAAUAUCAAUUGAAAGUUGAUGAGCAGGAAUCUAUGAAGAGACAAAAUUCUGCGAAUUUCAGAACUCCUGAGUUGGUUAAGAAGAGCAAGAGUUUAAAGAAAAGUUUAACACUCACAACUGAUAGUGGUGAGCAUUUUUUUUUUCACUUCAGGACCUAAAAAUUCACAAUUUCCUAUUUUUCCAGGCUUCCAACAUAUCUCAAAUGAUCCAAUAUCAUAUCCUGGAAUUCAAAGAAUCACAUCAAGUCUGAAAAGAAAACUUGAAACGGAAGCUCUCAAAAACGAUUCAAUAAUCGACUCAUUCCAAAGUUCAAUCGAUAAUAAUUCAUUAUUGUUGUCUUCUGAAUCUGGAACAACAGCUGAUGGAUCUUUGAUGGGUGGAAUGUUCAGUCCGUUGAAAAAUCCGCCGAUUUUGAAACAAGAAGAUGAGAAGAAAGAGGAUUUCGAAGAAUUUUCGAUGAUGGAUCAUUUCAAACAAUAUACGACUGGAGGAAAUACACGUGGAAAACGAGCUAGAAAAUCGGAAGGUUUGGCUGAAAAUCAGAAUCAACCAUCAAAAUCGAGCGAUGAUACAAUGAUUGUUUCGAAUGAAGAGGAUGAGAUUUUGGAGAUUGAGAAACCUCAGGAGAAUUUCGACGAUAUUGAUGAUGUGAGAUUUUAUUUGAAAAUUUUGUAUUUUUAUAAAUUUUCGGCCAGAAAUUUGACUAGAAAUGAUGUUUUUGCUGAAAAUUUGAAAAAUUCAGCUAGAAAUCCAGUUUCCCCCUCAAAAAAUCUGAAAUUUUCAGUCGCUUGCCGCAAAUGAGAGUGAAUUGGAUCAAUCGAUUUGGACUGGCGAUUAUUGA